AUGAAAACGAUUCGAGUGCAGGGUUGGGAUCCCGUCAUGUUAAUAUGUCAAAUCGUUUCAAUGCAAACUCUUCAUUAUCUCACUUUAGCAGUUUUGAUACCACCAUUACUAGCUACCUUUACUUCUCCCGACACUCUAGCAUAUUCAGGAGGACCGACAACGGUUUCUCAUUUGAUGGAUUGGAGAGAGAUGUCAUCGAAACCUACCGUCUCAACCACAUUAGAAGGAGGAUGGAAUUCAUUACGAGGUGCUUGGAGUGGUGGUAAACAAAUUGGAACUGUGGAAAAUGAUGAGAUACAAGAAGAUGGGAUGGAGAUUUUAGAUUUUGGUUUAGAUGAUACAAGAGGUUGGAUGAUUGGGAUUGCAUGGAUGAUUGCUUGUUGUAUUGAUAUCAUACCUCUUUACUACCUAAUCCGUCGUCCUACAUACAUCCUAGACUUCUCUCUCACAUUGAAUUUCGUCCAUUUGAUAUUGACGACCUACUACGCCAAAUCGUUCCCCGCUAGUAUUUUUUACUGGGCAGUUCAAGCUCUUGGAGCUUUAGUGAUGAUCGUUAUUGCUGAGCAGUUAUGUAUAAAACGUGAAAUGUCAACGGAUCUAAGUAUGGAUUAUGAACAUCUGGAAUCUGGUGAAGUUAUCGAAUUGAAUGAUCGAUGA
Messenger RNA from Tremella mesenterica DSM 1558, 657 nucleotides. RefSeq lists its product as uncharacterized. Bases 1 to 657 code for a protein of 218 amino acids. NCBI's taxonomy places the organism in Eukaryota, Fungi, Basidiomycota, Tremellomycetes, Tremellales, Tremellaceae. Gene Ontology annotation, cellular component: trans-Golgi network; Golgi membrane. The record is from RefSeq and is a predicted model, not a curated record. Gene Ontology annotation, biological process: Golgi to endosome transport; Golgi to plasma membrane protein transport; protein localization to Golgi apparatus. The transcript is spliced from 5 exons.